UAGAAAUUGAAUCGAGUCAAGUUCAUGAUGAGAACAUUCUUCACUAGAAACUUAUCUAACUCACUUUCAUAGUUGCGUACUGUACUCUCCCGUCGGCAAGUGAGUUGCCUUUCAUCUUUGUGGAGUGAAGCGAGCAACACUUGAGGGUGCACUUCAGGCUUCAAACGCAUGUUCUAUUGUACGUAAAUUAAACACUUGAGUGGUUAUUGAUUAUCACCGGUACUUGGAUAAGAUUAUCAAUCGUACUUGGAGUGUUCCCUGCCAAACACUUCAGAAACAAUACACCGCAAGUGUGAAUAGUAGUGACUUUCUUGCCCUUCCCAUCAUUCGUUGCCUGAUAAUCGAAGAUGCAGCUGUCGGACAUUUCAGACAAAUUCACAAACGUAACCUUAGAUGAAAUUAUCCAGAAAGCAGGAGGCACUAAGUGCACGGGAUGGUCAUUUGGGUCCGGCUUCAAGAAAGGAGAUUUCUACCUAAGCGAAGUGUUUCGCUUGAAAGUGGAAGGAGAAGAUGCCAAUGGCCAACCAUUAAAUGUUAAUCUAGUAGUCAAAGCUUUACCUAAAAAAGCUGCCAGGAGAAAAUUAUUCCGUUCCGAUAUUUUCUUCAGAAAUGAAAUAAAUUUUUAUAAAAAAGUUCUUCCGGCUUUCGAGAAGUUUCAGAAAGGAACAAAGGCGAAAAAUCCAUUCAACGAGUACCCUCAGUAUUAUGCCUCCCACUGCGACGGAGUGAAUGAUUUUCUUGCUUUGAGAGACAUCAGUGAAUUAGGCUAUGGCGCUGCAUCAAGGCAAGAAACAAUUGACUAUGAGCAUUGCGUUGCGAUUAUGAAAUCACUUGGAAGGUUUCAUGCUGUUUCGAUAGCGUUCAAGGAUCAGCAACCGGAUGAAUUUGCCAAGGUGGCUCAAUCCAUCGAGGAGACAUAUUACAAUGAUAAAUUCCGUGCCUGGUAUACACCAUUCCUCAAAGACGCUAUAAAAGUGGCCGAACAUGCAGUUUCAACCGAAUUCCCAGGGACUGUAUAUGAAGAAAAGUCUAAAAAGUUUCUGCAUGAUGAUGUGUUUCAAGUACAAAUCAAUUUAGUAGAAAGGAAAAAUAAAUACUCGGUCAUUCAACACGGUGAUUGCUGGAUGCCGAAUUUCCUUUUCCGGUACAACGAAAAUAAAGUUCCGGAGCAUGUGAAAAUUAUCGACUUUCAACUAGCACGAUACGCUUCACCUGCUGUCGAUUUAUCGUUCUUCACGUACUCCUGCACGGAUAAUAAAAUGCGCACUCAGUAUUAUGACUCUAUGUUGAAGAUUUAUCAUGAAGCAGCUGCAGACCUAAUUAAAGAUCUUGGUUCAGAUCCUGAUAAAGUUUUUCCGUAUGAAGGAUUUCUGAAUGAAAUGAAAGAGGUUGGCAAAUUCGGUUGUGGAAUGGGAAUUGAAUCACUACCACUGUCCAUGCAAGAAGAACAUGAAGUCCUCGAUAUAGAUGAAAUUGCAACUGAUCAAUCAAUUCUAACGGAUGUGUGGCAAAUUGCCCCAUUAGAGGACAAGAACAGUCGCCUGCGUUUAGCGGAAGCAUUCAAGCAUGCAAUCGAUAUGGGAUACAUUGAAUAAUGAAAGAAAAUUUAAUUUUACUCUAAUCAGAUACAAUUUAAACUUUGCGCAACAAAAACAAUUUGACUUCAUAUCUAU
Hermetia illucens (black soldier fly) is the source of this 1673-nucleotide messenger RNA. RefSeq lists its product as uncharacterized. Bases 348 to 1595 code for a protein of 415 amino acids. The record is from RefSeq and is a predicted model, not a curated record. NCBI's taxonomy places the organism in Eukaryota, Metazoa, Arthropoda, Insecta, Diptera, Stratiomyidae. The transcript is spliced from 6 exons.